CGCCAUUAAAUCACUUUCUCCCUCUCUGUCUCUCUCUUCCUUUUCUCUUGCUCCUCUUUUUUCUUGACGGGCUUGUAUUUUCUCGUCCUCGACCCCUCCCUCACUCUUUCCCCGCUCCUUCUUCCGCUUUUAUCUUCUCUUUUUCCCACUACCCGAGCCAGAUAUUGCUUGUGCUUUGGCUCUCUUUAUAUACUCCCUCUUGGGUUUCCGAGGCUAGCUACGAAAUCUCUCGCUUCACUACACCACCAUUUUUUAGCCUUUUGCCGUAUCGAAAUGAACCGAAAGAUGGGCGGGUGCGCGCGUAGCGGCAACCACCGUUUGCUCAUCCCUCUCUUGUUCUUCUUCUCCUUCCUCUUCUCCUUCUACCCUUUGGCCUUCUCUAAGUUGUCGUCACCUCAAUUCGAAGUCAUGACCAAUCUCCGGAAAAUAUUGAGUCCUGACUUGUCGUGGAACAGCACCGACGACCCGUGUGGAUGGAAAGGGGUCACAUGCAGUCGGGAUAACUCUUCCGUGAUCGAGCUCUCUCUCUCUGGGUUCUCUCUCGCUUCCUCCGGCUUUUUGUCUGUGAUUUGCCAGAUUGAUUCUUUACAGGUUCUUGAUCUGUCCGACAACCAUUUGGGCUCACUCCCUGCUGAGUUCAUCACUUCUUGUGGCAAAAUUGUGUGGCUCAAUCGGUUGAACUUCAGCAGGAAUGCACUGGUAGGUCCUUUGCCUUCUUUUACUGGUUUUGUUGGGUUGGAGGUCUUGGACUUGUCUUAUAAUCAAAUGAAUGGAAACAUUGACUCAAAAUUAGAUGGGUUAGUCAAGUUGAAGAGUUUGAAUCUUAGUGUGAAUAAGUUCCAGGGGUCAGUUCCAGUUAACCUGUCCAAGGUUCUGGAGGAGCUCCAGCUUUCGGUCAAUGAAUUCGAAGGUGAAAUCCCUGUGGGAGUCGCAGAUUAUCGGAAUUUGGUCCUGCUUGAUCUUAGCGUGAACCGGCUUUCAGGCAAAAUCCCGGAUAGUCUAGCUAAUAUCACAUCACUUUACCGUUUCUCUGCAAACCAAAAUAACUUCAGCGGCCCAAUUCCCAUUGGGUUAACAAGGUCUCUCAAAAUUUUGGAUCUUAGCUACAAUAAUCUGAGUGGGUCUAUUCCGCCCGACCUUUUGUCGCAGUCAAAUUUGUUGCGUGUGGAUUUGUCUUACAAUCAGUUGAAGGGGCUGAUACCUAAAAAUAUAUCGCCUGACAUGUUCAGGUUGAGACUGGGUAGCAAUUUACUUAGUGGUACGAUCCCUUCUGAUUCGUUGGGAAGCCUUGGGAAAUUGACGUACUUGGAACUGGAAAAUAAUAGCUUGACAGGAGCAGUCCCUCCGGAACUGGGCAAAUGUCGGAGUUUGGCCCUGUUGAAUUUGGCGCAGAAUAAUCUCACUGGUCCCUUGCCACCAGAGUUGGGAAAUCUCAGCAGUAUUCAAGUCAUGAAGCUCCAGUUCAACAAGAUUAGUGGGGACAUCCCAGGCCAACUUAUGCAGUUAGUGAGUUUAGCACAGCUGAAUAUCAGCUGGAACCUGCUGACUGGUACCAUUCCAUCUUCUCUUCCGAAGUUGCGGAACCUCACUACCUUGCAUUUGCAGCACAACUAUCUGAAUGGCCCAAUACCCACUGGCAUAGAGAGCUUACCAGGUUUAUUAGAACUCCAGCUGGGGAAAAAUCAACUUAGUGGGCCUAUCCCGACCAUGCCACAGAGUUUGCAGAUUGUUUUGAACCUCAGUAGUAAUCAUUUCAAUGGGAAUAUCCCGGAUACUUUCUCUCAGUUAGGAAACCUAGAGAUUUUGGAUCUUUCAGACAACCGGUUUUCAGGUCCGGUUCCCCAGUCAUUUACUGAGAUGGCGGCCCUGACACAGUUGAUACUUUCCAAUAAUCGUCUGUCAGGUAUUCUUCCGAAGUUUAGAAAAAUGGUUAGAGUGGAAUUUGGUGGAAACGAAGGCCUCAUUAUUGGGACACCACCGAGCCCUGAUGUCAUACGGAAAAGAAACUCUGUUGCUGUGCCAAUCCUUACUGCACUGGGCUCUGCUGUUUUUGCCGUGUUUGUCGUUGCAGUGGUUGUUAUAUCAGUAUCAAAACGCUUUUACCGUGUCAACGACGAGCACUUGCAAUUAGGCGAGAACCUUCCUCUUCCUCAAGUCAUCGACAGCAGCUUUUUGACUUCAAGUGGUAUCCACAGAUCAAGUAUAGACUUCACCAAGGCCAUGGAAGAAGUUUCUGAUCCAACGAAAAUCAUUUUGAAGACCAGGUUUUCAACCUAUUAUAAAGCAACCAUGCCAUCUGGAACAAGCUACUAUAUCAAGAAGCUUAACUGGAGCGAUAAGAUAUUCCAAUUGGGUAGCCAUGACAAGUUUGGACAAGAGCUAGAAGUCCUGGCAAAGUUAAACAACUCCAAUGUCAUGACCCCACUAGCCUAUGUCUUGACUAUUGAUAGUGGGUAUCUCUUUUAUGAGUAUGUGCAAAAGGGCACCCUCUUCGAUGUUUUGCAUGACAGCUCUAAUGAAUUGGAUUGGGCAAGCCGUUACAGUAUUGCAGUUGGAGUGGCUCAGGGUCUUGUGUUUCUGCAUGAUUGUUCCUCCGGUCCAAUUCUCCUGCUCGACCUUUCGAGUAAGAGCAUUCUGCUCAAGUCCUUGAAGGAACCUCAGGUGGGAGAUAUCGAGCUCUGUAAGGUAAUCGAUCCAUCAAAGAGCACAGGCAGCCUCUCUACUGUUGCAGGAUCUGUUGGCUACAUACCUCCAGAGUAUGCUUACACGAUGAGGAUAACGACGGCUGGAAAUGUGUAUAGCUUCGGGGUCGUGCUGCUGGAACUGCUCACUGGGAAGCGAGCGUGUAGCCAGGGAACCGAGUUAACAAAGUGGGUGUCAACUAACACUUCAAAGCAAGAUAAGUGGGACCACAUCCUCGAUUUUAGUGUGAGUAGAACAUCCCUCACCGUGAGGAGCCAAAUGCUUGCAGUUCUGAGAGUUGCUCUGGCAUGUGUCAGUAUAAAUCCUGAUUCAAGGCCGAAAAUGAAGAGUGUACUCCGCAUGCUUCUCAAUGCUAGGUAAAUCCUUGUCUAGCUAAUACACUACUGCUUAUGUAAAAGAGGUGACGGAAAGAAGCAUGGUCCUUUUGUUUUUUUUUUUUUUUUUUAACGUGUUCCGUUUUGUUUAAUAUGGUUUGUAAUAGAGAAGAUUAGGAUUAGAUGGAGGUACGAUUUCUCUUGCAGCUACAUACGUGUUUCAAAGUAAACCCUUCAUGUCAUGUAAAAAGUUCUAAGGUGUUCUCAUGGAAAACAGGCAAAAUUUUGGGGUUGAAAUUGAUAAUAUUUCGAGCUUAUUCGAGCCAUAUUAGCCUUGUUCAGCUUUCUCCAUUUUAUGGGAGAGUUUCUUAAAGAACUGUUUCGGUUCUGUUUAUCUCA
Molecule: messenger RNA, 3416 nt
Organism: Eucalyptus grandis
Lineage: Eukaryota; Viridiplantae; Streptophyta; Magnoliopsida; Myrtales; Myrtaceae
Product: probable LRR receptor-like serine/threonine-protein kinase At1g34110
Exons: 2
Coding region: 274-3063 (929 amino acids)
Biological process (GO): protein phosphorylation
Molecular function (GO): protein binding; protein kinase activity; ATP binding
Source: RefSeq, a predicted model, not a curated record